GAUAGCUCAAGGAGUAAUUCUGGUUGCACACCGGCGAUAAGGCUACCCCCGUUAAGGAGGAAUUCAUUGAAUUUAUAUAUAACAAGGAUGUUAGUUGACUUCAAAACUGGGACAGAGUACAAGAACGAUGACCGUAGGAUACAGCAAGGAUCAGCCUCAAGGCUUCACCAAUCGCAUCGAAAGGAUUGCCAUUGUCGGGGCCGGCGGUUCAAUUGGAAAACAUCUCACAGAGCAACUCCUCAAAAACGGCAACCAUGUUGUCACAGCCAUCACCCGCCCUAGCAGCACCAACAAGAUGCCUGAGGGCGUACAAGUCGCUCGAGUCGAUUACGGGAACGACGAUGACGCAGCUCUUGUGGAGGUCCUCCGUGGUCAACAGGUCCUUCUGAUUACCAUGAACGUCAUGGCUCCCCCCGACACCACCAUCAAACUCAUCCGAGCCGCCGCGAAGGCCGGUGUCCCAUAUAUCGAGCCAAACUGGUACGGCCAUGACGCGGCCAACGACCCCCUCUGUGAUGAUAGCAUGCUCAAAUCCAGACGUGACCUUUUGAUUGCAGAAAUCAAGCGUCUCGGCGUAAGCGCUUAUCUGUUCCUCGUAUGCAAUUUCUGGUACGAGUUCAGCUUGGGUGGUGGAAGUGACCGAUUUGGGUUCGAUUUCACCAAGCGCACAUUCACCAUUUUCGAUGAUGGCAAUGUGCCCAUCAACACGAGCACGUGGCCUCAGUGUGGUCGGGCCAUUGCGAAAUUGCUCAGUUUGAAGGAACUGCCCGAGGAUGAGAAUGACAAGUCCCCUACAUUGUCCCAGUUCCGGAAUCGCUCUGUUUAUAUUUCGAGUUUUAGAUUGACGCAGCACGAUAUGUUCGAGAGUGUCAAGCGCGUCACCAAGACGACAGAUGCGGACUGGACCAUCACACAUGACUCGAUUCCGGAGCGGUUCAAGGAAGGACAAGAGGGUAUGAAGGUGCACAAUUGGGAGGUGUUCACCAAGAUGCUUUACAGCCGGAUGUUCUUCCCGAAUGGUGAUGGGGACUAUGAGUCCAAGCGGGGUCUGGACAAUGAACUACUUGGCCUCCCGGAGGAGGACUUGGACGAGGCCACGGCGGAGGGGAUCCGGAUGGGAGAGAACAAGGAGGUGCCGUUCUCUCAUUGAACAAUAGAAAACGAUGUGGAAAUAUACGUAUUCUUAUAUAUAAGACAUCUAUACAGUAAUCGAACAGAUCUGAUUUGUAACAUGUGGACUUGGAGACGGACAAGUUCAAAUGUUGCCGAACC
Molecule: messenger RNA, 1272 nt
Organism: Talaromyces proteolyticus
Lineage: Eukaryota; Fungi; Ascomycota; Eurotiomycetes; Eurotiales; Trichocomaceae
Exons: 2
Coding region: 128-1150 (340 amino acids)
Molecular function (GO): oxidoreductase activity
Source: RefSeq, a predicted model, not a curated record